Messenger RNA from Closterium sp. NIES-67, 1796 nucleotides. The record is from the annotation of a GenBank genome assembly. NCBI's taxonomy places the organism in Eukaryota, Viridiplantae, Streptophyta, Zygnematophyceae, Desmidiales, Closteriaceae.
CCGUCCUCAGCGCCCUGAACCUCGCGCGCGCGCGCAUGGCGGCGCUGUUUGUGUUCGGGGACUCGCUGGUGGACGUGGGCAACAACAACUUCGGCUCCAACCGCUUCCUGCGCGCAGACAUGCCGCCCUACGGGACGAACUACAUUGAGGCGUCGGGACGCUUCUGCGAUGGCCGCCUGCAGAUCGACUACCUAGCGCGCUACUUGGGUCUGCCUUCCCCGCCCCCUGCGCUGCAGCCGGGGCGCAAUGCCUCUCUCGGACUCAACUUCGGCAGUGCUGGGGCGGGCGUGCUCGAUGGCACCAACCCGGGGCAGACAUUCCCGCUGUCCUUCCAGAUGGGGAAGUUCCGGGAACUGCACGCAAUGGUGAUGGAGCAACACACCAGCGAGCGCGGCACUCGCAACAACAACCACACGGCUGCUUUUUCAAAUGGUGGUGAUGAUGGGUACGCGGGAGAUGCCGGCAGCGGCGGCAGCAGCAGCAGCGGUGGCGAGGGGAGCCUUCCAGACAAGAGUGUCCUCGCCUCAGCACUGUAUGUGGUGCAGGCCUUGGUGUCAGCGCUGUACGUGGUGCAGCUGGGAUCCAACGACUACCUGUACCUGCUCUCGCGCCUCAACCUCGCCCUUGUGCCCGCCAUCCCCACCUCCAACGCCACGCGCCCUCGCCUCCUCAACACCUCCUCUCUGCCGCCAUUGCCUAACACGACUGCUCUGCCGCCCUUGCCAAACACCACUGCCCUGCCGCCGUUGCCAUUCGCCACUGGCGCCUCCAGCGCAACGGCCAGUGCGUCCAGAGCACCCGCAUUCCCGCGCCUGCGCCGGGCAGUGGGGCGUGUCGCGCAGCCGCUGGAGGAGGCGGUGAGGCGCCCGUCGCAGUCGGUGGAGGAGAGCCUGGCGGCGGUGGGGCGGUUCUCACAGGCGCUGCUGCCCACCAUCGUGGCGAGCAGCCAGGGAACUGUCGAUGCCGUGCAGUCCCUCUACGACAUGGGCGCGCGCCGCUUCCUCGUCUACUUCCUCCCGCCCAUCACGUGUGUGCCCGCCCUCAUGCAAGCGCUGGGCACGCGCAUGUGCGCUUCACCGCUGAGCGUCGUGCCGCGCGCGCACAACGCACUGCUGGCGGCGGGGCUGCAGGCGCUGCAGGCACGGCUGGCGGGCAUCGUGAUAAUCACGGUGGAGGAUGGCGAGCUGGUGACGAGGGCUGUUGAGCAGCCUGAGGCGCUCGGCUUCACCUCCGGCCCCGCGGCAUGCUGUGGCGGCCCUCCGCCUCUGAACGGGCUGGUGCAGUGCGGGCGCACAGCGCUGGUGGGGGGCAACGCCACCACAUACACGGUGUGCAGGCGGCCCGGCCAGCACGUGUUCUGGGACGCCUUCCACCCCACGCAGCGCCUCAACUGCAUGCUGGCAGGACAGGUGUGGCGCGGGGGUGCGGCAAGUUGUGGUGAUGAUGGUGAUGAUGGGGAUGCUGGGGAUGAUGAUGGGGAUGAUGGGGAUGAUGGGGAUGAUGGGGAGGAUGAUGGGGAUGAUGGGGAUGAUGGGGAUGAUGGGGAGGAUGAUGGGGAUGAUGGGGAUGAUGGGGAUGCUGGGGCUACAGGUGGCUUGGUGGGCAAUGCUAUGAGCGAGGAUGAUGCUGUCAGUGGAGUUAUAGUGCGUCCUGUUGGCCUGAAGGCUCUGGCAAGUUACUUGGCACAGGAGGGUGAAUGAGUGAAACAACUUGUGUCUUAUCUUCUCACUUGUAUGUUUUUGUUAUGGAACACUUUGUUACAACUUGUAUCUUUCAGUGAACAUUUUGAUUUAGGC